UCCUGCUGCAGGUACAGUGCUAACAAAGGUAACUCCUAAACAGCAUGGGCUAAUCUUUCAUCAGCAUGGACCUGACCUUCCAUUUGAAAGAGAAUCUCCCCCCACAACACACAAACCUUGCAUUAUUUUUUGACAUAUUUUUAACCAUAGGACUUACAUGUUUUAUUAUGUAUCUUGUCUUCGACCCUCCCUUCGGUAAGGGAUUUUUUCUGAUUAGUUCUUUGCCAUAUCCCCAGCAACUAAAAUUGUGCUUAGCACACGGCAUUUGUUGAAUGAAUAAGUGAGAGAGGCAUCCACAGACCGACCAUCAGGGGACGACUGAGGAACUUAGUAGAGGCGGAAAUAGAACAUUUUAUCCCGAGCCUCAGGGGCGGUACCGCGAGGUUUGAACUCGCUCGGCCACCAUAGUGCUUAGACCGGAAAUGAUCGAACGCUUCCGGCCUCGGUGGUCCGGGAGGAAGGUUUAGGGCUGUCAGAAACCAAACCUCAAGGUCCUAAGGCAGGUCCUUUGCGGAGCUGAGACUCCAGCCUAGGACUCCAGGUCUCCGGGCCUCCGACGGGACGGCCGCCAGCGUGGCUGCUCGAGAGAAUUCAGGGCCAGGAACGGGGCAGCGUGGGUCACCAUGGCGACGCCAGCUGGGCUGGAGCGCUGGGUGCAGGACGAGCUGCACUCGGUGUUGGGGUUGAGCGAACGGCAUGUAGCCCAAUUUCUGAUCGGUACCGCGCAGCGCUGUGCCUCGGCCGAGGAGUUCGUGCAGCGCCUCCGAGACACCGAUACUCUGGACCUCAGCGGGCCGGCCCGGGACUUCGCCCUGAGACUCUGGAACAAGGUGCCACGGAAGGCAGUGGUAGAAAAGCCAGCUCGAGUGGCAGAGCGAGAGGCCCGAGCCCUGCUAGAGAAGAACCUAUCUUAUAAGUUGCUGGAAGACAGUGAGGAGAGCAGUGAGGAGACCGUAGGUAGAGCUGGGAGCAAUGUCCAGAAGAAGCGUAAAAAACGGAAACACCUCAGGAAGAAACGUCAGGAUGAAGAGGAAGAAGAGGAGCAAGAGGUUUCUGAGAAGGAGAAGAGAAAGACAGGAGGAAGUAAACAGCUGACUGAGAAGCCAGAGUCGGAGGAUGAGUGGGAGAGGACUGAGCGAGAGCGCCUUCAGGACCUGGAGGAACGUGAUGCCUUUGCUGAGAGGGUUCGACAGCGGGACAAGGAUCGGACUCGAAAUGUCCUGGAGCGGUCAGACAAGAAGGCUUAUGAAGAGGCUCAGAAGCGCCUCAAGAUGGCUGAGGAAGACCGGAAAGCCAUGGUCCCUGAGCUGCGGAAGAAAUCCCGCCGAGAGUACUUGGCUAAGAGGGAACGAGAGAAACUUGAGGAUCUGGAGGCUGAGCUGGCUGAUGAGGAGUUCCUUUUUGGGGAUGUGGAGCUGAGCCGACAUGAGCGGCGGGAGCUCAAAUACAAGCGGCGAGUGCGGGACUUGGCCCGAGAGUACCGGGCUGCUGGGGAGCAGGAGAAGCUGGAGGCCACCAAUCGUUACCAUAUGCCUGAGGAGACCCGAGGACAGCCAGCACGAGCUAUGGAUCUAGUGGAGGAGGAAUCAGGUGCCCCUGGGGAGGAGCAGCGGCGCUGGGAGGAGGCCCGGCUGGGGGCAGCGUCCCUGAAAUUUGGGGCCCGAGAUGCUGCCUCCCAGAAGCCCAAGUAUCAGCUGGUGCUGGAGGAAGAGGAGACCAUCGAGUUUGUCCGGGCCACUCAGCUCCAGGGUGACGAGGAGCCAUCAGGCCCACCACCUCCAACCCAGGCUCAGCAGAAAGAGUCCAUCCAGGCUGUCCGCCGCAGCCUCCCAGUGUUCCCAUUCCGUGAGGAGCUCCUGGCUGCUAUUGCUAAUCAUCAGGUCCUCAUCAUCGAGGGUGAGACAGGCUCCGGGAAGACCACCCAGAUCCCGCAGUAUCUCUUUGAGGAGGGUUACACAAAGAAGGGAAUGAAGAUUGCCUGCACCCAGCCCCGGAGAGUGGCAGCCAUGAGUGUGGCUGCCCGAGUGGCCCGGGAGAUGGGUGUGAAGCUUGGGAAUGAGGUUGGCUAUAGCAUCCGCUUUGAGGACUGCACGUCGGAGCGAACUGUCCUCCGCUACAUGACAGAUGGGAUGCUCCUCCGGGAGUUCCUCUCUGAACCUGACCUUGCAAGUUACAGCGUGGUGAUGGUAGAUGAGGCUCAUGAACGGACCCUACACACAGACAUUCUCUUUGGGUUGAUCAAGGAUGUUGCUCGCUUCCGGCCUGAGCUGAAGGUCUUGGUGGCUUCAGCCACACUGGACACUGCCCGUUUUUCCACCUUCUUUGAUGACGCCCCUGUCUUCCGAAUCCCUGGACGCAGGUUUCCAGUUGACAUCUUCUAUACCAAGGCUCCAGAGGCUGACUACCUGGAAGCUUGUGUGGUGUCUGUGCUGCAGAUCCAUGUGACCCAGCCUCCCGGGGAUAUCCUGGUGUUCCUGACAGGACAGGAGGAGAUUGAGGCCGCCUGUGAGAUGCUCCAGGAUCGCUGCCGCCGCCUGGGCUCCAAAAUCCGGGAGCUCUUGGUGUUACCCAUUUAUGCCAACCUGCCUUCUGACAUGCAAGCUCGAAUCUUCCAGCCCACACCCCCUGGGGCACGAAAGGUGGUUGUGGCAACAAACAUCGCUGAGACGUCACUCACCAUUGAGGGCAUCAUUUAUGUGCUGGAUCCAGGGUUCUGUAAGCAGAAGAGCUACAACCCUCGCACAGGCAUGGAAUCCCUCACUGUCACACCCUGCAGCAAGGCCUCAGCCAAUCAACGAGCUGGUCGGGCGGGUCGGGUGGCUGCAGGGAAGUGCUUCCGCCUGUAUACCGCCUGGGCCUAUCAGCAUGAGCUGGAGGAAACCACUGUGCCAGAGAUCCAGAGGACCAGCCUGGGCAAUGUUGUGUUGCUGCUCAAGAGCUUAGGGAUCCAUGACCUAAUGCACUUUGAUUUCCUGGACCCUCCACCAUAUGAGACCCUGCUGCUGGCCUUGGAGCAGUUGUAUGCUCUGGGAGCCCUCAACCACCUUGGGGAGCUCACCACGUCUGGUCGAAAGAUGGCAGAGCUACCGGUGGAUCCCAUGCUAUCUAAAAUGAUCUUGGCCUCUGAAAAGUAUAGCUGUUCAGAAGAGAUCCUGACAGUGGCUGCCAUGCUCUCUGUCAACAAUUCCAUCUUCUACAGACCCAAGGACAAGGUCGUCCAUGCCGACAAUGCCCGUGUCAACUUUUUCCUCCCUGGUGGGGACCACCUGGUUCUGCUAAACGUUUAUACACAGUGGGCUGAGAGUGGUUACUCUUCCCAGUGGUGCUAUGAAAACUUUGUACAGUUCAGAUCAAUGCGCCGAGCCAGGGAUGUGCGGGAACAGCUGGAGGGGCUCUUGGAACGAGUGGAAGUUGGUCUCAGCUCCUGCCAAGGGGACUAUAUUCGUGUACGCAAGGCCAUCACAGCUGGUUACUUUUACCACACGGCGCGACUGACUCGUAGUGGCUAUCGCACAGUCAAACAACAGCAGACAGUGUUCAUUCACCCCAACUCCUCUCUCUUUGAGGAACAGCCACGCUGGCUGCUCUACCAUGAACUUGUCUUGACCACCAAGGAAUUCAUGAGACAGGUAUUAGAGAUUGAAAGCAGUUGGCUUCUGGAGGUAGCUCCCCACUAUUAUAAGGCCAAGGAGCUAGAAGAUCCCCAUUCUAAGAAAAUGCCAAAAAAAAUAGGCAAGACACGAGAAGAGCUAGGGUAAAGAGAAGGGAACACAAACAACCCAAUGCCAGCUCCUUUUCUUUCUGUAGUAUUAUUUAAUAUCUAUUAAUAAAAGUAUUUUUGGAAUAAA
Messenger RNA from Lynx canadensis (Canada lynx), 3848 nucleotides. It is a transcript of the gene DHX16, whose product is annotated as DEAH-box helicase 16. Gene Ontology annotation, molecular function: RNA binding; ATP binding. Gene Ontology annotation, cellular component: catalytic step 2 spliceosome; intracellular anatomical structure. NCBI's taxonomy places the organism in Eukaryota, Metazoa, Chordata, Mammalia, Carnivora, Felidae. The record is from RefSeq and is a predicted model, not a curated record. The transcript has 20 exons. Bases 624 to 3758 code for a protein of 1044 amino acids.